AGACACAUUUAUUUAUUUGAAAGGCAGUGUAUCAGAAAGAAAGAUCUUCUAUCCAGCAGCUCAUUCCCCAAAUGGUGGCAAAUGCUAGGCUGAACACCAUCCGGGCCUCCCAAAAGGAUGGCAGGGAAGCCAGGCACUUGAGCUGUCUUCCACUGCCUUCCCAGGCCCGUUAGAAAGAGCUGGAUUGGAAGUGGAGCAGCGAGAUCUCAAGCCAGCACUCAGAUCUUUAGUGAUCAGAAAUAACAUCACCAAGCACGCGGCGAUGUCUGUUGAUCCGAUGACGUACGAGGCCCAGUUCUUGGGCUUCACUCCGCAGACGUGCAUGCUCAGGAUCUACACUGCGUUUCAGGACUACCUGUUUGAGGUGAUGCAGGCGGUGGAGCAGGUCAUUUUGAAGAAGCUGGAGGGCAUCCCCGGCUGCGAGAUCAGCCCGGUCCAGAUUCGUAAAUGCACAGAGAAGUUUCUUUGCUUCAUGAAAGGACGCUUCGAUAACCUUUUUGGCAAAAUGGAGGAGCUGUUUUUGCAGUUGAUUUUGCGUAUUCCCCCCCACAUCUUGCUUCCUGAAGAUAAAUGUCAAGAGUCGCAUCCUUGUAGUGAGGAGGAAAUCCAGCUUCUCCAGCAAGAGAUUGAACAGUUACAGGAAAAGUAUAAGACUGAGUUACGUACCAGGGAGGCCCUUCUCGCAGAAUUAGAAGAGCAAAAAAUUGUUCAGGCCAAACUCAGACAGACAUUGACUCUGUUUGAUGAACUUGAAAAUGUUGGCAGAGAUCGUGGAACUAGUGAUUUUAGGGAAGGUUUGGUGUUUCUGGUCCAGAACUCCAGAAAGCUGCAGAACAUUAGAGACAAUGUGGAAAGAGAAAGUAAAAAACUGAAGAUAUCUUAAGUUCUCAUUAGUUAAAAAGAAAGAAGCCAUCAAAAAUAGAGUGGUAAGGACCUUACAGCAGUGACUGUCCAGGCCAACCACAUAUCUUACUAGGUUUUGUUCACCUUAUUAUAUUCCACAUCUUCCUCUUUUUUGAUGCAGUCUCCUGAAAGAUCUCUGUGCUACCUUGAAACUGGCCUAUGAAGAUCUUUUCCUUAGAGGCCUCUAACAGGUGGGAAGGGAUUCUUGGUUCAGUAAUAGCACAGUUGGGUGCGUAAAUGAAUAAGUGAACUCAUGGCCAGUGAAAAACAUUUGUGAAGUUGUGUGUUGGUCAUGAGUUUUUCCUGUGGCCUUGACCCUUUGGGCCUGUCCUGUGGCUGAGACGGGCUAAGCAGGUGACUCCUUUGUUAACCAGUCCCUGCAGUGUGCCUCAGGCAACAAUGCUUCCUCUUGCCUGGUGACUCUUCCAUCCAUGAGGAAAUUGGUAACUUUUAAAAAGCAAGUAGUAAAGAAGACAAUUUUGAUCUUCACUAAAGAAGAAAGAAGCUGGUUUUGUUUUGUUUUUUUUU
Molecule: messenger RNA, 1431 nt
Organism: Lepus europaeus (European hare)
Lineage: Eukaryota; Metazoa; Chordata; Mammalia; Lagomorpha; Leporidae
Gene: MIS12
Product: MIS12 kinetochore complex component
Exons: 2
Coding region: 263-883 (206 amino acids)
Biological process (GO): protein localization to kinetochore; kinetochore assembly; mitotic cell cycle
Cellular component (GO): nucleus; chromosome, centromeric region
Source: RefSeq, a predicted model, not a curated record